AUGUCUCGCGGAGGAAUGAGGGGUGGCGGUGGUGGCAGGAAGCCAUUGCCACCUGGCACAGAACUCAACUGGGAAAAGGCGCCAGGCGAGAAACCAGACACGGCUCCGACGGAGCUGUUCCCAGAAUACGAGCUUCCUCGAGCGGGUAUAUUGCAGAUACGCGAACGAGGCGAGGUUGACCAUUAUCGGGCUCUAAGAGAGAAUUUCCACAAUGGGCCCUAUUAUGCGGUAGUCAACGCCGCCAGCACCACAGCCAAAAAAGGCACCAAAGAGAGAGCCCAGUUUGACCCGUUCCAUGGCAUGGAGUCAUACAGUACACGGUAUCAGAAGAGGAAGAGGACGAUACCGAACAUCAGCGAUAGAGAAUAUAUCGUCAACUUCUUCCCCCGUGAGAUGUGGCCUAUCGUUCAACCAAACUACAGACCAGACAAAUCAAAUGCUGCAUUCGGAGUGAGACAAAGGUUUGGACAGAUUGAAGAUGACGAGGAAGCCGAGGAGGAAAACGAUGAGGAAGGGCAACCUUCUAAGCGACAAAAGGGAGAAAACGACGAUGACGAAGCGGACGAUGAAGACAACGAAGACGACGAGGCGUUACAAGACGAUGACUUUUCAGAAGACGAUGACGAGAUGGGUGGUGAUUACAACGCAGAGCAAUACUUUGAUGGUGGCGAUGAUGAAGGCGACGGAGAUGGGUUUGGCGAUGGCGGCGGUGGCGGUGGAGGAGGAGACGAUGACUAUUACUAG
Molecule: messenger RNA, 744 nt
Organism: Talaromyces rugulosus
Lineage: Eukaryota; Fungi; Ascomycota; Eurotiomycetes; Eurotiales; Trichocomaceae
Exons: 3
Coding region: 1-744 (247 amino acids)
Biological process (GO): transcription by RNA polymerase III
Cellular component (GO): RNA polymerase III complex
Source: RefSeq, a predicted model, not a curated record